UCGAAGGGAAAUCGGCGUCUUUCCAGAAGUAGACAACAAUCUGUUCAGAGCACACACUUGUGAAUGAACCCUCCAGAUUCCGUUGGUUUUGACGGCGACGAAGCGGCAGCAGUAGCAACGGUAAUAGUUGUGUGCAGUAACAGAGACGCUUCUGUCGAGAAUACGCGCUCGCUAUUCGGUAGCAGUUAGUUCGCCGAUUCGAUUCGAUGCGAUAUCCCGCCAGCUCCAGCGAGUCGGUGCGCUGCGAGAGUCGAGGCCCAGGGCGACCGGAUGACGACGUCGAGCGGUAACCAAGCGAACGUGUUCCUUGCCACAUUUAUUGGUUGUUGCUUGGACUGGCGCGGUGGGGGCCCUCUAGGGGAGUCGUGUUAAUCGAAGUUUCUUUUAACAGCCAAAAGAGAUUUCAUCAUUCGAGAAGCCAGCUAAUGCUUGUGAUCGGUUUUCUCUUUCCUGUUUUCCUUCUCAUCGUCAAGUUACGACGGAAUCAUCGUCGAACAGCGGCGGUCACAGUGGCCUCUGAUCUCCCCCGGAGACGUUGGUGCUAAAACUCUGCCAGGCCGAACAGCCAGUCAAGCGGCUCGCCAGCCACUCGUGAAAUCGACGUUCAAAGCAGGUCGCUCGCGCGCAUGUAGCAACACAUGGACACAGGUGAAUAUCCCUAUCCAUAUUACGGAACGGCUGCUAGUGGAAUAAUGUUGCUAUACCCUAUAUUCAUCGUGCUCGGAGCAGGCAUUAAGUUAUGCACAAGUCAUUCAACCUUGAUUGCCUCAUAUUGGUGCGGCGCGGAGCAGUUCGUUCCAUCAUGCAUUGAAACACCGUUUUUUCCUGCUGCGUAUCCUGCGUACGUUACGUGUGAAUGGUUCAUCCGGUCUCCCAAGGAACGGCAAGCCAUCCUUAUUGAAGGCUUCUCCUACGAAAUGCAGGAGGCUGACGUGCUUACCGGAGAAUGCAAUAGGGACUCCCUAACGUUUUACACGGCCAAAAGUAACCUUACUCUGUGUGGUUCGAACGUACUCCGAUCGUUCGAUUCCGAAUCAUCGUGGAUUCGUGCCGUAUUUCGAGCUCGACACUCAGUGAAUCAGGGUGGGUUCCGUAUCCACUUUGCUCUCAAAUCAGAUAACGCCAUUCUGGACAAUUGAGACGCUAGCUAAAGGUCUAUUUAUCCGGAAAGAAAUAGUUAAAAAAUCACAUUCUGUCGUAAAUAGUACGUGGACUAUAUUUUCAGCAGAAUCUGUUUUAGGUUCCCGAGUCGUUCGACUGUAAAUUGGAGCAUUAGAAUAGCACGCUGAUUAUAAGCACUGUGAAAAGCAUCAACCUUAACCUAUUUAUUUUUGCCUAAAUUUAUUGUUAUUGCCCAAUAUAUUUAGUGUCAUCUUUAUGUAUAAAGUGAAAACCACUUUCGUACAAUUUUCUAAAAAAAUUAAUAGAUUAAUUUUUUUUUAAAAAAAUGUAGCUUAAGCUUCUCUAAGCUAAAAUUGGGAAUUUUAUUGGAUUGCUACACGUUAUUUAUGCAAGGGAUAAUAUUGGAAGAUGACUGUACAAUCUGUAGGGGACCGUCUUCUUUAGGGUCGUUAUCCAGGGAUUUUUAUCAGUCGGAGCGAUACAAGUUUACGACUAGUGCAACGGUAAUAGAAAUAACUGUGGUUUGAUUUUAUUAAGCAAUAUAUAAACGCUUACGAAAUCGUUUAUUUAUUAUUUUAUCAUCCACCGAGUCGCUCACCAGUCUGUAAGAUGGAGUUUAAUGUUGUAUAUAACAUUCAUUUCAUGGGUUAAACUAUGAUUAUGAACGUAGGUAGGGCCUACAAAUUCUGAUUGUAAUAUGUACGGAGAAUUUUGAUAUGAAUAAAAUUUAAAAAAAGAAAAAAAUGAUAUAAAUAAAGGUCACAAUAUUGACUCUUAUUCUAAAAACAUUUAUACGGUUGAAAUUUUCACUUGAUAAGGUUGCCAAUCGUUGGUCUGUCUGUAUGUUAUAUCGGCGUGAGAACUUCAACCAGCAGCCCAUUACGCGGCACUCUCACAUAAAUGCUGUUAUUGUGUUAUUUGAAGUGACAUUAUUUAGAAAAAAUAACAUUUGUCAGACAAUCGUAGCGAUACUUCGGGUAUGACGCACCUGGUCAUUGGGGGGCUAUAGUUGACAUGAUGAGAAUCACGAC
Varroa destructor (honeybee mite) is the source of this 2153-nucleotide messenger RNA. Its product is annotated as low-density lipoprotein receptor-related protein 12-like. Lineage: Eukaryota; Metazoa; Arthropoda; Arachnida; Mesostigmata; Varroidae. The record is from RefSeq and is a predicted model, not a curated record.